Molecule: messenger RNA, 1632 nt
Organism: Capronia epimyces CBS 606.96
Lineage: Eukaryota; Fungi; Ascomycota; Eurotiomycetes; Chaetothyriales; Herpotrichiellaceae
Product: serine/threonine protein kinase
Exons: 3
Coding region: 1-1632 (543 amino acids)
Biological process (GO): protein phosphorylation
Cellular component (GO): cytoplasm
Molecular function (GO): ATP binding; protein serine/threonine kinase activity
Source: RefSeq, a predicted model, not a curated record
AUGAUGAUUGGCAAUGGACUGGAGAUCCUGAGCCAUACACGCGUCACCAAAGUGUCAUAUUCCACUCCGGCUCCUCAACGCGAAGAGUUUCAAUCAUUCGUUCAGUUGAUCGAAUUCGAAAAGCUCAAGGAUCAGUUGCUGGAUGAUACAGUCACGGCGAUAGAACUGAGGCUUGAGUCUUCGGAAGCAGAGGUAUCAAAUAUCCUUCCGAGGGACUUUUUACUUGGCACAACAGCUCCAGAUGGUCAUACGAAUAGAUAUUUGGACCACGCUUGCAGAAUAAGUAUCAUCAUCCAUGAAGACAGCUCUAGGAUUCUCUACCCACCCUACACCGAUGAUGAUUCCUGGCCGCCCAAGAUAUUACUGUCAGAGAUCCAAACACAAGACCACAUUACUAGCUCCGCCAUUCUAGUUCAAGUGCUUGAUAAUACGAGGGCUUCAUACAUUUAUAAGCCCAUCGAAAGACCUUUCUACGAACAAUCCGACACCACGGUGAUCCUACAAGAACUAGAAAACCUGAAACAGUGUCGCGGUAGACCCUAUAUCGCGCAACUCUUUGCCGUGAUUGUUUCCACCAACCCAUUCCAAACAAGGACAUGCGCCAACAACCAACAAGUUAUACGUGGUUUCCUAUUGGAGUACUAUUCAGGUGGUACCCUUGAACGAUGUUUACAAGAGAAGAGUUGGACCGAUCUUCCUUGGAGGCAGUGGCCCGUUCAGAUUGGUCAUGGAUUACAAACUCUACAUUGCCGAGGUAUCACCCACAUGGAUCUCAAGCCUUCCAAUAUCGUCCUCGAUGAUCAUGGAAUUGCCGUCAUCAUUGAUAUCAGCGGUAUUGGUGGCGUCACUUGGAAUUGGCUUGCCCCCGAACUCCGCGAAAGGGUCGGCGCAGACGCACACUUCACAUUCGAGGAAGGGAGGGGAGGUGAUAUCUGGGCUUAUGGAAAGUUACUGGUGGAGAUUGCAAAGUCGGUGGGCAGAAUCGAAGGUGUGCAAAGGAUGUUUGAUAUUGGCACAGACAUUAUCAACCAAUCUCCUCAAUCGCGAACCAGCCUUCCGGAGCUGAUUUGGAGCCUUCAAUCCGAGGAACAGGAACACUUUCUUGUUGAAAAGAGACGCCGAUGGAAAACAGAGCAGGGUAGAUUGAAGUACGGUCUUUCGUCUCGCACGAGUCAUCAAAUCAAUUCAGUGAGUUGUUCAUCUAGCCUGGCUAAGCAAGCAGCAGGAUCGCCCGUUGUCAGUUGUGAGAGGAAGAAGUCUCGAAGGACCAUUAUCAGUGCACUCCGAGCACUAAGUUUGACAACUCACGCCGCCGGCGAAGCUCUCUUCUUCGGCAUCGACAGCUUGGAGAUUUCUUUUCUUCGGGAGGCCGGCGUCAUCUUCGCGUUAUACGCCGUGGGCACGAUCAUCUUUGCCUAUCUGGCGCUUUCUCAGAUCGAGGACACCAUGUACUUCAAGGAGGAUCACGUCGUGGUGCCUUUGGAGGUCAUCGAGAGCAAGCUGAUGCCCCAGGACAAUGUAAUCGAGGGGAGCGACCCGAUCUCCAGCCCGAUCGAGGUUGAUGGAGUGAAUACAGGAAGAUCCAAAGCAGGUGUCUCAGGCCAGGUGUCUCCGGCCAAGCUUGAGAAUUGA